This is a messenger RNA of Solea solea (common sole), 1234 nucleotides long. It is a transcript of the gene cdk5, whose product is annotated as cyclin dependent kinase 5. Bases 139 to 1017 code for a protein of 292 amino acids. NCBI's taxonomy places the organism in Eukaryota, Metazoa, Chordata, Actinopteri, Pleuronectiformes, Soleidae. Gene Ontology annotation, molecular function: ATP binding; cyclin-dependent protein serine/threonine kinase activity. The record is from RefSeq and is a predicted model, not a curated record. The transcript has 12 exons. Gene Ontology annotation, cellular component: cytoplasm; nucleus. Gene Ontology annotation, biological process: neuron apoptotic process; protein phosphorylation; axonogenesis.
CCUGCUGCAGAUCUUCAGAAGCUGCCAAGUGUAGCAUCAAGCUAACGCUAGCUAUCAGGACAUUAUCAACCCCAGUCUGGGGCAUUUAUUUAGUCGUUAAUUUGGUGGCUGGCCCAAGGCUGGCUUAUCUGGUCAAAUAUGCAGAAAUAUGAAAAACUGGAAAAAAUCGGGGAGGGCACAUAUGGCACAGUUUUUAAGGCUAAAAACAGAGAAACCCACGAAAUAGUGGCUUUGAAAAGGGUGAGGCUGGACGAUGACGAUGAGGGGGUGCCCAGCUCUGCUCUGAGAGAAAUCUGCCUUCUGAAGGAACUAAAACAUAAAAACAUUGUCAGACUACAUGAUGUUUUGCACAGUGACAAGAAGUUAACAUUGGUUUUUGAAUAUUGUGAUCAGGAUUUGAAGAAGUAUUUUGACAGCUGCAAUGGGGAUCUGGACCCAGAAACUGUGAAGUCAUUCAUGUACCAGCUGCUGAAAGGCCUUGCUUUCUGUCACAGUCGAAAUGUUCUUCAUAGAGAUCUGAAGCCACAGAAUCUCCUCAUCAACAGAAAUGGGGAGCUGAAGCUUGCUGACUUUGGGUUGGCUCGAGCCUUUGGUAUUCCUGUGAGGUGUUACUCAGCAGAGGUGGUGACCUUGUGGUACCGGCCUCCAGAUGUGCUGUUUGGUGCCAAACUUUAUUCUACCUCAAUUGACAUGUGGUCUGCUGGAUGCAUAUUUGCAGAGCUGGCUAAUGCUGGAAGGCCUUUAUUCCCUGGGAAUGAUGUGGACGACCAGUUGAAAAGAAUCUUCAGAUUGUUGGGGACACCGACUGAAGAACAAUGGCAAACAAUGACCAAACUUCCUGAUUACAAGCCAUAUCCCAUGUAUCCAGCCACCACCUCACUGGUGAAUGUGGUCCCUAAACUAAGUAGCACAGGACGGGAUCUACUCCAGAACCUGUUGAAAUGUAAUCCCGUGCAGAGGAUCUCUGCAGAGGAAGCCUUGCAGCACCCAUACUUUGCUGAUUUCUGCCCACCGUAAAUGCCACGUUGCCGCUCGGUGAAGCUCAGCCGCCAGAAUCAAUCAUCCUUUGCUCUGUUGGUUUCAUUCCGUUCAGUCGCUCAUCAGUUUCCAAACACUCCCCUGCAAUUAAUUCAGCUGUGCCUCUGUGUGUCACCAAGUCCUUGUGGAUCUGCAAGGUUUUCAUUUCUUGUAAGUUGAAAGCCAAUUAUAUAUAUAUAUAUAUAUAUAUAUAUAU